Messenger RNA from Andrographis paniculata, 1688 nucleotides. Its product is annotated as protein ANTAGONIST OF LIKE HETEROCHROMATIN PROTEIN 1-like. The coding region runs from base 76 to 1548 and encodes 490 amino acids. NCBI's taxonomy places the organism in Eukaryota, Viridiplantae, Streptophyta, Magnoliopsida, Lamiales, Acanthaceae. The record is from RefSeq and is a predicted model, not a curated record. The transcript has a single exon.
CCUCCCCACUCAUUCACUCCCUCCUCUCCACCACGGCCUCCUCCCUCCCCCGCCCUCCGCCGUCGCCGCUCUUCCAUGGAAAUCUCCCCCUUCCCCUUCUCCGACGACUGCUCCGCCUUCUUCUCACUCGUCCAGGACUUCACUCCGCCGGAAAUGGCGUCGCCGCCCAAGCGCCCGAGGACCGCGCUCCUCGAAGAUGACGAUUCGUCGUUUCAGGAACUGAUGAACAAGCUUCUCGCCUUCGACAAUCCGCCGGAGCUAAAAACCACCGCCAAUUCCAAUCCUCCUCCACCUCCUCCGCCGCCGUCAAUUUCGCCGGAAUCUAACAGCAAUCGGAUCUCCACCGACUUCGGCGACAUCGAUUACCUCGAUUUCACCGCCGGUUACCCUAAUUUAAUCGAUUCCAGCAUUUCCCCCAAAUUGAAGCGCCCUCGCUCCAACUCCGACUUCGCCGGCGCCGUCUCCGACGACUCCGGCAACCUCCCGCCACGCCGCCUCUGGGUAAAGUCCCGAUCGAACGCCUGGUGGGAGCAAAUCAAUAGCCCUAAUUUCCCCGACGCCGACUUCCGGCGCGCCUUCCGAAUGAGCCGCGCCACAUUUGACAUGAUCUGCAACGAGCUCGAAUCCGUCAUCACCAAAAAGGACACGAUGCUCCGCACCGCCAUCCCCGUCCGGCAGCGGGCCGCCGUCUGCAUCUGGCGGCUCGCCACCGGCGAAGCCCUCCGGGAAGUCUCCAAACGCUUCGGCUUAGGCAUCUCCACCUGCCACAAGCUCGUCCUCGAGGUUUGCUCCGCCAUCUGUACCGUCCUAAUGCCGAAAUUCCUCCGAUGGCCGGACGCCGCCCGAACCGCCGCCAUAAAAAAUGCCUUCGAAGCAUCCUCCGGCAUCCCCGACGUCGCCGGAGCAAUCUACACCACCCACAUUCCGAUCAUCGCCCCGAAGAUCAACGUCGCCGUCUACUACAACAAAUGGCACACCGAUCGAAACCAAAAGACAUCGUACUCGGUGACGCUCCAAGGCGUAGUCGACCCGAGCGGUGUCUUUACCGACAUUUGCAUCGGCUGGCCGGGUUCAAUGUCCGACGACCGGGUCCUCGAAAAUUCGGCCCUUUACAGCAGGGCAAACAGGGGAGCUCUAAUCAACUCGUGGAUCGUCGGGGGAUCGUCUUACCCGCUGACCGACUGGGUUCUCGCCCCCUACCCGAGCGGGCAGCUCACGUGGGCCCAGCACGCGUUCAACGAGAAAGUCGAGGGGGCCCGAAUGGCGGCGAAGGGGGCCUUUUCGCGGCUGAAGGCACGGUGGAGCUGCCUGCAGAAGCGGACAGAGAUGAAGCUGAAAGAUUUGCCGGUGGUGCUCGCGGCGUGCUGCGUGCUGCACAACGUUUGCGAGUCGAGGGGCGAGGCGUUGAGCCCCGACCUGAAGUUCGAGGUUUUCGACGACGAGGUGGCGCCGGAGGAGAACGUGAAGUCCGUUACGGCGAUGCACGCGAGGGACGAGAUCGCGCGUAAAGUGUUGCAUCACGAAUUCGUCGGGACGAAUUAUUUGUAGCGCUUUUGGGUCGAGGAUUUUGCUCGAGAUUUUACUGUUUAUUUUUAUUUUUUUUAUAUUAUAAUGAAAUUAAUUUUAUAUUUAAAAUAUUACAUUAAUCACAUAACAUUAUAUUAAUAUUUUAUAACUUAUUGCAACGA